GGACGCGCGUAGCGGUCUGCAACAUCUCGUUGAGUGGCAGGGCCUCGUCCAAUGAACAGCGCCGCUGGUGGCGUCCUCUGCGCGGGUAGCGAGUGUGGGUUUUGUUGUCUCCAGCCAAGAGAUUUUCUGCUUAGUUUGACGUCGACGGCGGGUCUCUUCCAGACUUGCAGUUUGCCGAUUGACCUCAGCAACCGACUUUUUGUGUCUAAAAGGUAGCGCUUACCGAGGGGGACGCGACUUUUUGGCGUGUACCGGGAGGAAUGACGUGUGGAUAGACGAAGCGAGGGCCAUAAGAAAGGGGCCUGCCUGCCCGGUCACGCCGGCACUAGAGCGUGUCGCUGUGGCCGAACCAAGUGUUCGCUGAGCCCGCCUCGCUUCAGUUUCAGCUGCUGUCGAGCUUCCUUUUUUUUUUUUGCUGUUUUUGUUUGCCUUUUUCUGCCCCAUCAUUGUGUUGAAUUACGCGUGCCACUCCCCGAGCCUCAACAUGUCUCUUCACGGCAAGAGAAAGGAGAUCUACAAGUACGAGGCGCCCUGGACCGUCUACGCGAUGAACUGGAGCGUCCGGCCGGACAAGCGCUUUCGCCUGGCGCUGGGCAGCUUCGUGGAGGAGUACAACAAUAAGGUGCAGCUCGUAGGCCUGGAGGAGGAGAGUUCGGAGUUCAUCUGCAGGAAUACCUUUGACCACCCGUACCCGACUACUAAGCUGAUGUGGAUCCCCGACACCAAGGGCGUCUACCCAGACCUCCUCGCUACAAGCGGGGACUACCUGCGCAUCUGGCGGGUGAGUGACACCGAGACACGUCUGGAGUGCCUGUUGAACAACAACAAGAACUCGGACUUCUGUGCCCCGCUCACAUCCUUUGACUGGAAUGAGGUGGACCCUAAUCUGUUGGGUACGUCGAGCAUUGACACAACUUGCACAAUCUGGGGCUUGGAAACCGGCCAGGUCCUGGGAAGGGUCAAUUUGGUUUCCGGCCACGUCAAGACGCAGCUCAUUGCCCACGACAAGGAGGUGUACGACAUUGCAUUCAGUCGCGCUGGCGGAGGUCGUGACAUGUUUGCCUCUGUAGGGGCCGACGGCUCGGUGAGGAUGUUUGAUCUUCGGCACUUGGAGCACAGCACCAUCAUAUACGAAGACCCUCAGCACCAUCCUCUGCUGCGCCUGUGCUGGAACAAGCAGGACCCCAACUACCUGGCCACAAUGGCCAUGGAUGGCAUGGAGGUUGUUAUUCUGGACGUUCGAGUUCCCUGCACGCCAGUGGCCCGUUUGAACAACCACCGAGCAUGUGUGAAUGGCAUUGCGUGGGCACCUCACUCUUCCUGCCACAUAUGCACAGCAGCUGAUGACCAUCAGGCACUCAUCUGGGACAUUCAGCAGAUGCCACGCGCCAUUGAAGACCCGAUCUUGGCAUACACUGCCGAAGGGGAGAUCAACAACGUGCAGUGGGCCUCCACCCAGCCUGACUGGAUAGCGAUCUGCUACAAUAACUGUCUAGAGAUCCUCCGAGUCUAAGCGGAGCCUGCAUGGCAGCGCCACGGCUGCCCGGACUUUCCAGAAGAGUCUGGACUGUAAACUGGGACGUUGCUGUCCUUUACUUUUUUUUUUUUUUUUUGGUUUUAGUUGCUACAUAUAAUUAAUAAAAAUAACAAGGAAAACAAAUGUGGACAUGUUUGGCACAAGACGAUGGCUCCUUUUGUUAUGUCGCUGCAUUGAGAUCAAGCGCCAGAGAGCCCCGUCCUUCAUGACGGCCGACUUGUUGAGCCUGACCGAGAGCGACCCGCCAAGAAGGAACGAGCCGAGGAGUCGUGUCUGGUGACAGAAAGGAAUUCAGUGUUUCUGAACUCUGCGGGGGUCUCUUGUGUCGAGAGCGGGCGUGCAGUCGUGAGGCACCGUCAUGGCAGAUGCUUGGCAGUGCCAGUCUGAAACAAAUUACAGUCGUUCAAGCAGAUGACCCUGGAGCACACCUGGAAGGACUUUCACGGUGGGCUUUGGCGUUGACUUAUGCCAAGGAUUACUUCCAGUAGCCCUGAAAAUAUACAAGGGGUGGUGCAGAUCCUCCUCCUUCUUCUUCUUCUUCUUCUUCUUUGUAAUAUUUUUAGCAAAAUUUCAGUCAGACUGUCAAAAGUCAUCAUGUUAUGUGGCAAAGUGGUUGUACCAUUUUUUUGCGUACCACCUUAUCUGGGCGAUUCUGUAAUAGCAGCAUGGUACUGUGUACUGCUGAAUGGGGUUGGGGUUGGGUGGACCACCUAAAGUGUAGUCGUUGAGAUGAAGUGAAGGUGCGCCUUGCCGAAGGCCCCUCUGCCCUUUGACGUUGUAAUGGCACAGUGGCCAGGUCAGUCACGUCUCGAUUCUUUUCUUUGACAGGUGGGUUUGCCGACCCCCUCCUUGGCACCACCCUAAUGGCGUCACUUUCAGCAGCGUUAAUCUGCUAUUUUCAGUCUGUGCCACUCUUGCCCUUGUUGAGCCGUUUCCAGGAUGCCUUGUGGUGAUAGAGCUGCUCCCUGGGGGGUAUGGGGGGUUUGGUUAAAGUGUCCCCAGCUUUGCCCUUGACACUUGAUUUGGGGGUCUCAUGUGGUUCUGCAUUCUCCUUUGCUUCACUGCACAGACUUGAUUUGUUUUCUGUGUGUGUGUGUGUGUGUGUGUGCACGCACUUAUGAGGACUUGUGCUUUUCACGCCUGGUUACAGCUGUUUAUAUUCCAAAUAAAGCCUUUUCCCAGAAUCCUC
Polypterus senegalus (gray bichir) is the source of this 2726-nucleotide messenger RNA. RefSeq names its product ddb1 and cul4 associated factor 7 (gene dcaf7). The record is from RefSeq and is a predicted model, not a curated record. NCBI's taxonomy places the organism in Eukaryota, Metazoa, Chordata, Cladistia, Polypteriformes, Polypteridae. Gene Ontology annotation, molecular function: protein binding. Gene Ontology annotation, cellular component: nucleus. The coding region runs from base 485 to 1513 and encodes 342 amino acids. The transcript is spliced from 7 exons.